Hydractinia symbiolongicarpus is the source of this 2590-nucleotide messenger RNA. RefSeq lists its product as uncharacterized. The transcript is spliced from 4 exons. The record is from RefSeq and is a predicted model, not a curated record. Bases 615 to 1583 code for a protein of 322 amino acids. Lineage: Eukaryota; Metazoa; Cnidaria; Hydrozoa; Anthoathecata; Hydractiniidae.
AAUUCAGACAUGGUGCACAUGUUCCAUAAACUUAGUAAUUAAAAUGUGCCAUCUGCCAUGCGCCUACCUAAAAUCUUAUAAAAUGACCUGACUAAAUUUUGAAGACAUAUCUUUUUUUAUAUUAUUAUUAUUGUAUUAUUAUCUCAGAUCACCUAUGUCAAUGGUUUGUUUAAGUGGUGUUUAAUGGUUGUUAAAGAACUGCAUGUUGUGUGCAGAAUAAAAUAUUUACAAGAUACCAAGAAAACUUGAAAUGUUUUUAGGGUAGUCAUUCUUGUGGCAGCACGUUGUUAUGUUACAUGCUCACUUACAAGUGAGGCAAUUUUGAAAUUAUCAAAACUGUCACAAAGCAAGAAACUUUUAAAAUUUCUAUUCUGGAAGCCAUGUUUGUGGACAGGUUAGGCUCUUUGUGUUCACGAUUUUGAAGGGAAGUUUUAAGGAAAGCUAAGCAUCUAUUUUUGAUUUGUAAAGUACAUACCUAACUACCUGAUUACCUUCCCUGGUGCUUUAUUCUCACAAAAUCAAAACACAUCAUUCUUUAAAACUUAAACUGCUUUUCCAAAAUUGAUUUUUUGUUUUUUAUUUUUACUUAACUUAAUUUUUAAGCAAAUAUCAAAAUGGCUGGUGUGUAUGGAGAAUUUGAUGCACCUUCCCCUGCUCCCAAGUCAUAUUGUUCUCGUAUUUCCACGCUGGAGUUUGAGAGACAAAGUAGCGUUCAAACAGAAAAUGCAUUAAAAGAAUUGUUGGAUUACUUGGAGGAUAAUCCGACCGCAUUUUACGACGUUGUUGCGAAACGAAAAAAGGAUGAGGUUGAAAAUAAUAAUGGUUUUUUUGGAUUUCUUAAGUUUCAAAUGAUGUCAUGGUUGUAUAGUCAAGAAAAGCUGGGUGCCUUAACAUCUAGGGAGGCUAAGGAAAAGUUUUUAGAAUUUAAAGAAAAUGUUAUUAAGUCAUAUGAUUAUGGUCAAGAGGCCAAAGGAUCUGUGCGAAGAUUUUCACGAAGGGUUGCCGAAAGAAAAUGGAGACAAGUGGCAGCUGAUCAAAACCAACAUUAUGUCAAGAAAAGACAGUCGUGUGUUGAGCAACAUGAAACAAUGUUUCCUAUUCCGCCUUCGCUUAAUCACGGUGGCAAUUCACUAUCGAUACCACCCACCGCGCCACCACCGCCUCCACCCCCAUUACCUUCAAGCACUAUGUUACAUGACACAAAGUUUAAAAUAAAUAAGAAUCAACUUGAUAACGAGAAAGAAAAUGUAACACAAUUGAACACAAAUCAGAUAUUUGAACAACGGAAGCACUUAAAAUCAACAACUGUUUCUAAUAAAGAAAAAACAAACAAGGAUGGAUGUGAUUUUACUAAAAUGAUGGAAUUUUUAAAAAAUCCAAACACCAGGAAAGUUUUAAAACCAAUCUCACAGAACAGCGAUCCUUUUAUAACUCCCGCGCAAGUUCAUAAGAAGCGAAAGGCAGCAGAAAGGGAUAACGAGACCUGCACUAUGUUCAACCAAGAACUCAUUCAGAAAUUUAAGCUGGCUCAAGGUAGUCCGCUGGUGGAAUCACCACAGUCAGGAAGAGAGUUUACGCCAUAAACAGUGCCGUUUGUUUCUAGUUUGAACUGAAACUUUUAGUAGGACGGGUAGUGAAAUAUAGAUUUAUUUAUGGUAGAGAUUGCAUCAAACUCACGACACAGUGGCAUCACCUUCUAACCCUCAUUGUGUAAACUAGCUUGAAAACUAUUUAAGAACAAUAUAGAAGAUUUGAACGAAGAAAUUGCUACUAAACGUAAGCCCGUCAGGGUCAGAAAGUCCAGUAGAUGAACUAGAAACUUAAACGAAUAAAACUUAUAUUUCGGUGUGAUACUAAGAAACUGUUCGAAUAUACAGUAAAACCUCUAUAACUCGACUUUCUGGUACUUGAAUUAACUCGAACGGUUCUUCUGGCACGGUUUUUAUUUCCAAAUAAAUUCUUGUAAUUCUCGAUUACUCGAACCCCUAUAACUCGAACACUUUCUUAAUUAGAACAAUUAAUUUUGUACCAUGAAAUAUUUUCUCUCCAUAACUCUAACAUUAUUUGUAUCGGAAGCCUUACAUGAUUCGAAUGUCAAGUCGAACGACUCAAUUGCGUUACAUUUCGUUUAUCGAAUAUAUUGAUAAUCUACGUUUUGAAACUUAGCAAUCAUGCCAUCCGUUGCUACUGAAAACAAAUGAUACAAAAUAAAUUAUAACAACAUAGAAUCACGCUGAACUGACUAUAUAUGAAAAAGUUAACCCCCGUGCAUGCUCGAGUUUUAGAGAGUCGACUGUACUUGUAUUAUAACUGUUUUUAAUAUUUUAUGUUACACUUUUAAUUUAAACACAAGUAGCCGUUUUCUGUUUUCACCUGAUUUGAAGAUUUUCGACGGCGUAAUAUUUGAUAAAUAUUUUGCUGUUGUGUUUCCAAGUUGGAGAAAACACCUCAAGUUUAACCUGUGUGCUGUGAAAGUAACCCGGGGCUUUAACAUCAUAUGUAAAUGAUAUUAUUUUUUCUCAGGUAUAUACGCGUAAUUGGAAUUUUAAUUUUUAGAUCGUUUAAUUUUAGAAUAGAAUUUUUACAGAUA